AACUUUGGCUGCCCAAUGCCUCUGCCUAUAUAGCCUUUGAUUACAUAUAAAGGACAGAUAGGAUAAGAUCAGUCUUUGUUGCUUUUCACAGAGGAAGAAGGAAGCUAAGACGAUCUUGAGCUUAUGCCUAUUGAGAAAUCGAGGGAGGAGCCCUAUGUCCCACAUCUAGUAUGUACUCUCCGUUAUAAUAUAAGUAGACCCUUUAGAACUAUGCUGCAGGAAGACUCUCCUCAGAAGGGUGAUUACCUUUCAUGCAUAUAUUUUAUGAGGUAUAACAUGCACCUUUUCAGUCAGUGCUAUGCGUAGGUCGGUACAGUUUUUAAGUAUUCACAAUUUUAAUGUUGUGCCUCAUAAGUUAACUUCCUCUCGAAAAACCACACAGGAAACCUUAGUAGCUAAGCUCACCAUCACUGCUUGUCAGACACUCUGAUCUGCAGACCUGGACUGUCAGACAAGACCCUUGGGUCUCUCCAAUGACAGAGGUCCACGAGAAGACAGGAGGCCUACCAAGGACAGAAGGACAAGGUCAGGCACGGGGACGAUGGCAAGACAGCUCUGAGAGUCAGAGGUCACACUCUUCAGGAAAUCUUCCACCACCAACAUGGGGUCCCGUAUUAAGGAGAACCCAGAACGGAUCUUUGAAGGAUAUUUCGAGGUUCUGUGCCCCAUAAAUUCAGAUAAAGAUCCAGAGCUUAAACGACAAUUUCCUGAUGUUUUUGAUGACCAGGACUCGGUUACAACGCUUACAAAGUUUUGCUUCCCUUUUCAUGUGAAAAGAUGGCAGAACUCAUCCGUCCAACACUUCAGCUUUACACUGACCGACCUCCAGGGCUACCAGCGGUUUGGUUUUUGUCGGCUGUCUGUAGAAGCAAAGAGUUGUACGUGUAUCCUCAGCUGUUUACCAUGGUUUGAGCUUUUCUAUAAACUACUUAACCAUAUUGCUGAGCACCUAGUAAAGGACCAGUUCGAUGAGGUUACUGACAUUCUGCAGACUCUGUAUGACCACCCAGUGCCGGAGGUGAACAAGUCUCUGAACCUAGAAAUGUUUUCCUAUUUUGUGGUUCCGGACCCUGUGAAACUGCCAUCAAUUCCAGAAAAUAGAAAUCUCACAGAAUUCCUUGUUGCGGUCCAAGUGGACACAAUGUUGCAGUUAUACUCCAGCCUGUUAUGUGAGAGGAGGAUCCUGAUUACAUCCAGCAAACUCAGUACACUGACAGCCUGUGUCCACGCCUCUGCAGCCCUCCUGUAUCCCAUGUACUGGCAGCACAUCUAUAUCCCUACACUACCUCCACAUCUACUGGACUACUGCGGGGCACCAAUGCCUUAUCUGAUCGGUGUACACAGCAGUCUGAUGGAGCAAGUCAAUGUCGGAGCUUUGGAAGAUGUAGUCAUAUUUAAUAUGGACACAAACUGCCUAGAGACUCCAUUCCAAGACCUGGACAUUCUGCCGUCACACGUGGUCUCUCUGCUGAAGCUGCAACUGACUAAACAAUCGGCCUUUAUGGGUGAUGGGGUGUCACGGGCCUUCCUCCAAGCCCAAGCUCUGCUGUUUGGCAGCUAUAGAGAAGCUCUCAUCUACAACCUGGGGGAACCAAUCUCUUUCUGCCAGGAGACCUUCCUCAACCACAAGUGCAGCUCAAUGAGAUCCUUCCUGCAGAACGCCGUCCACCUCCAGCUCUUCUCACAGUUCAUUGACAGUCGGUUGGAGAAGCUGAAUUCCGGAGAUGAAUUCACAGAUGUAUUUGAGCAAGAAGUCACCAAAUGUGGACUAUCAGGGGCCUCCCGGUCUUACCAGCUGUGGCUAGAAAACCUCAAGAAAGGAGGAGGCACGUUGAUCAAUAAUAUGAAGAACAGAACACAUCCUACUGUCAGGAACAUGCUAAAAUAUGCAAAGGGUCAAGCCAAGACUGGUCUUCAGGGAAUGAAGAAACGCAUUAAACACAAGGACCAGCACCAGAUCCAACGUAUGGGCUCCUUCAAAGCGGAUGGCUCUCCAACGCAAAACCACGACAGACUGCAGCACCGGCUGCCAAUCACACAGCACUUUGGACAGGUUAAAAAAAGUCUUGUUCUUUUUGAGUCCCGUCCCAGAAGACCGGGGAAGAAAUAUUCGGAGAGCGACUCUUGGGAAUGUCAGAGAUAUGGAGAAGAUGGUACAAGUGAAGACGUGGACUCGAGUCCUGCUGAAGAGAAUGAUUUUCCUCUUCUUGAUGACGGCAUGGAUCUUCUCAAUGAAAUAUUUGAAACCCUGAACACAAGAGCACCUGGAAGGGAGCGCGCUCUGUAUGGGGCUCACAGCCUGGACUGCUUUAGCCUGGAUGACAGUCAGUACUUUGGACAGUCUAGUGAAGAAGAUCUGCGGCUCAGCAUGAGCCAUCCAAGACAUUCAGACCUGUGGUACCUUCCAGAAGUUGAUGAAGGAACUGGAGACAACUUGGAAUCUCCAGAUGACAAUUCUUCUACUCCAGACAACAUAUCAAAUGCCUCAGAUUAUGCUUCACAGAUUACGGAUGUGGCCGCAUCAGAUACUGUAUCAACCACUCCAGACACCACUCUAGACACAACUUCAAUGACCAAAGAGGACAUCUCUUCAUCAUCAUCUGUAGACGCAACUUCCCAGAAGCCUGAUGUCUCUUCCUUCAUCACAGAAAAAUCUGUAUUCUCUCCAGAGGUCGCAUCUCCUGCUCCCAAAGUCAUUUCAAAGACUUCUUCAAUCACAAGUGAGCUCAAAAUAAUUCCGCCAUACCCAGAGCCUGAAAUUUGUCCUACCCUGAAAGAUGAAAACGAAAAACUGAAGACUGUUUUGCCAUUGGUGCCUCAAGAAGUUACACCAGUAAGAAAAGCUUCAAGUGAACCUUCACGUAUCGUAACUGGGCCCUGUGUUAGAUCGGUGAUAUCUCGUUUUCAGGCUGGGACUCUUGACCCCAGAAUGGUCUGGACAGGGACUAAGAAAGACUCUGAACAAGCAGAGACAGUCGUACCCAGGUUUCACUCAUUUAAUACCCAGAGACCUAAAUCUCAGGUAUACAGCAGCCCAAAACCCAACAGUUCAAUACAUCGUGUUGGCCCCAUAUUUCUUAGGACGCAGAGUACACCUAAAUUAGAAAUACCCAAAAGCCCAAUAUCUGAUACCACCAUACCCCUUACUUGGGCACAGGAUGGCUUAACCCCAGUAAGUCCUAAAGGUAGUAUGAGUGAUAUGAAACACGAAAUGGCUUCUUCUCCAGUGUCUUCAGAGUUGAAGGCAUCACCUCUGCCUAAAGUCUCUGAACUAAAGAAAAAGUUUGAGGUUGACUCUUUACAGUAAAUAUUAUAUGCUUUGUUAAUAAUACGAUACAUGAUAUACUUCCCUAGUGACUUAUACUAAACAUAUAGCCUAACUAUAUUACAUAUAAGAAGCAGUUUUGUUAAUGAAAUGAAUGUUAACUGUAAAUAAAAAUUUAAUAUACGGCAAUGCUGCAAUAUUAUAAAAACA
This is a messenger RNA of Rana temporaria (common frog), 3475 nucleotides long. RefSeq names its product DENN domain containing 1C (gene DENND1C). The record is from RefSeq and is a predicted model, not a curated record. The transcript is spliced from 22 exons. Lineage: Eukaryota; Metazoa; Chordata; Amphibia; Anura; Ranidae. Gene Ontology annotation, biological process: endocytic recycling; endocytosis. Gene Ontology annotation, cellular component: intracellular membrane-bounded organelle; cytosol. The coding region runs from base 602 to 3307 and encodes 901 amino acids. Gene Ontology annotation, molecular function: guanyl-nucleotide exchange factor activity; phosphatidylinositol phosphate binding.